Molecule: messenger RNA, 1104 nt
Organism: Fraxinus pennsylvanica
Lineage: Eukaryota; Viridiplantae; Streptophyta; Magnoliopsida; Lamiales; Oleaceae
Source: the annotation of a GenBank genome assembly
AUGACGCUUGGUGAGCGAUCGAUUACGAAACUUCAGGCUAGCAUGGGGGUAUAUCUAAGCACUCCCAAUACUGAAAAGGUCUCCGAGGAUGGUGAGAAUGACAGGCUUAGAUAUGGCUUGUCAUCCAUGCAGGGAUGGCGCUCAGCCAUGGAAGAUGCUCAUGCAGCGUACACUGAUUUGGACAAUUCAACCUCUUAUUUUGGUGUUUAUGAUGGACAUGGAGGCAAAGAAGUUGCCAAAUUUUGUGCCAAUUAUCUUCAUCAACAGGUACUCAGACAUGAAGCUUACUUAGCUGGAGAUUUGGCCACUUCUGUUCAGAAAGCUUUUCUCAGAAUGGAUGAAAUGAUGACCGGACCAAGAGGGCAGAGAGAGUUGGCUUUAUUUGGUGGCAAAAUGGACCAACUUGGGGGUGUUUUAGAAGGCUUAAUACAGUCACCAAAGAGUGGUGAAUUUAACAGCCAAAUAGAUGACUGGUCUUCUAAGGAGGAAGCUCUCUCUGAUUACAAUGGACCAUCUGCUGGAUGCACAGCUUGCGUUGCUAUUGUUCGAAAUAAUCAACUUCUUGUUGCAAAUGCUGGAGACUCACGCUGUGUUCUCUCUCGGAGGGGUCAGGCACACGAUCUGUCCAAGGAUCACAAACCUGACCUUAAUGCCGAGAAAGAAAGGAUACUGAACGCUGGUGGAUUUGUCCAAUAUGGACGAGUCAAUGGGAGCCUCAACCUGUCUAGAGCAAUUGGAGACAUGGAACUGAAGCAAAACAAAUCGUUACCCGCAGAAAAACAAAUCGUGACAGCAAACCCUGAUAUAACCACUGUCGAGCUUUCCGAUGAUGAUGAUUUUCUUAUUAUCGCUUGUGAUGGAAUAUGGGAUUGCAUGUCAAGUCAGGAAGCAGUUGACUUUGUACAAGAACACUUGACUUCAGAAAGGAAACUAUCUACAGUGUGCGAAAAAAUGCUUGAUCAUUGUUUGGCACCAUCAUCAGGUGGGGAAGGUUGCGAUAACAUGACCAUGAUCCUCAUACAGUUCAAUAAAUGUGGUGACAGAAAAGCAUCAACGUCAUCUGAUCAGCAAACCAUAGCAGAUCAUAAUGCACCUGGUCCUUAA